AUGUUCACCACAAUGCAAUUCCCCAUUGCCAAGCUUUACCUCCUCUCGGCACUGGCUUCGUCCAGCCAAGCUUGGAAAUUGACCUUCCAGGGCACAAACGCCAACAAUAUUCUCAAGCUCAAUGGGCACGACGAUGUCAAGUGCAAAACCCUUCCAAACGGUGAGAGGUUCACCGUUAGGGGUAUCGACUUCGACAAAGACGACGGCGUCCUCCUGCCUGACGCCCGGUCAUUCAAGGUGUACUCGGGACCCGAUUGCUCUUCCGGGAGUGUCCAUACGUAUUCUACCAGCGGAGACGGCUACCACCCUCUAGCGACACCUUUUGUUAUCAAGAGCUACCAUGUUGAUGUCCCUCUUUAA
Molecule: messenger RNA, 360 nt
Organism: Diaporthe amygdali
Lineage: Eukaryota; Fungi; Ascomycota; Sordariomycetes; Diaporthales; Diaporthaceae
Exons: 1
Coding region: 1-360 (119 amino acids)
Source: RefSeq, a predicted model, not a curated record